CCUGACACGGUUCGCAGAGGCACGCGGUGACGGAGGAGCUGCGGCUGGAUGUCAGAGGACCACGGGGGAAAUACUGCAAUAAUCCCUAAAUGUGAUGAAAAUAUAGGACAGCCAUUUUUGUUUUAAUCUCCAGGAUAAUCUGACUCACAGAGGGAGAAAACACCAUUCAACCCAUUUUUUGGAAUUAAUUUCUUAUUUUUAUCCAUAAGGUAUUUACCUAAAAGAUGUUGCCACAUUGCUCCCUCCUGCUGUUGCUAUGCGUGGCCCGGCUACUCUCCGUCUCCUCAGCCCUGCCCUUUGAGCAGAGGGGCUUCUGGGAUUUUGCCAUGGACAGUAUGGACAGCGGCGGGAUGAUGACAAUGAUGAGGGAUGAGGAAGAAAGCUCAGGCGUGGAGGAGAUCCCGCCCCCUGACGUACCCAUGUGCCCGUUUGGCUGCCACUGUCAGCUCAGGGUCGUCCAGUGUUCUGACCUCGGUCUGACCGAGGUGCCAAAGAAUAUUCCUCAGGACACCAAGUUCCUGGACCUGCAGAACAACCGUAUCACUGAGCUUAAAGAGAAUGACUUCAAAGGCCUCACUAACUUAUAUGGUCUGUCUCUGAGGAAUAACCUCAUUUCCAAAGUCCACCCCAAAACAUUUGUGCCCUUGAAGCACAUGCAGAAGCUCUACUUCUCCAAGAAUCUGCUGACCAGUGUCCCCAAGAACUUGCCUGCCUCUCUGGUUGAGAUGAGGAUCCACGAGAACCGCAUCAAGAAGGUGGCAGCUGGAACCUUUGCAGGACUGGGCAACAUGAACUGCAUAGAAAUGGGAGCAAACCCCAUCCAGAACAGCGGUUUUGAGCCUGGAGCUUUCAAGGGACUGAAACUGAAUUAUCUCCGCAUAUCAGAGGCCAAACUGACUGGGGUACCAAAAGAUCUCCCAGACAGUCUCCAUGAGCUUCAUCUGGACCACAACGAGAUCCAGGCUGUGGAACUGGAGGACCUGAGCCGCUACAAAAACCUAUACAGGUUGGGCCUUGCCUUUAACCAUAUCCGUAACAUAGAGAACGGCAGUCUGUCCUACCUCCCCAGACUGAGAGAGCUGCAUCUGGACAACAACCGCCUCACUCGUGUUCCCCCAGGCCUCCCACAUAUGAAAUACCUACAGGUGGUGUACCUACAUUCCAACAACAUCAACCAGGUGGGUAUGGAUGACUUCUGCCCUCGAGGAUUUGGGAUGAAGAGGACAUUCUAUAACGGCAUCAGUCUGUUUGCCAACCCAGUGAACUACUGGGAGGUGCAGCCUGCCACAUUCCGCUGUGUCAGCGACCGGAUGGCCAUUCAGUUUGGCAACUACAAAAAGUAAAGACAGGGGGAUGCUGAAAGGUGGAGAGAGUGAGGGGAAGGGGAUGGAGGAAUGGAGGAGGAGCUUAUAAUUUAAAUGAUGAAAAAAACUUGAGAGUUGUAAGGGAGUUCUUGUUUGAAAUGAUUAAUUUUAUUUUUUGUUUUUGGAGGGAAGAUGAGUGAUGGGGAAGAUAAACUGAUUAAAUAGAAAGGAAGUGAAACACACAAUCACAUAACUUGAAGGGAGUGGAAAACAAAACGCUUGCAGUAUUUCACCUGAGUUUUUGCAUUUUCAGAUUUAAGGUUUUGAAAAUUUUGCCAUCUGAACUGGAUGAAACAGAGGAGACGGUCUGAGGAAAAUGUUUCCCCCUAGCCUAAAUCAAUGAAAAAUUUGUCCUGAAAACUAGUAUUUCUAAACUAAGUAUUUCAUUCCAUAUUUUUCACACAAUAGUGCUUAUUGUGAUAGAAGUAAUUUUUGUUUUAUUAACAUCUUUAAGAUUUCAAGUAAAAAAUAGAAAAGCAAUGCAUUAUAGAUUUUUUAUAUACACAUAAAAAUGUGUGUAUGAUUUUCUGUGUGUGCCAAUUUGGAGACACAUCACAUUGUCCCUGUUUCACUCGUCCGAAGCCAUUUGGCCCACAACUUUGUAAUAAAAUUAUACUGUCUUGUACAAAAAGUAGAAACUAUUAUUCAGGUUUACCAGUUGAAAAAAAAUUGGCAGUUAAUUAUUUAAAUAAAAGGGCAAUAGGUACAUUUUAAAAUUCCCCUCAUCUGUGCUAAACAUAUUGUCUUAUUGAUCUGAGGUCACUGAACCACCAGCCUGCCUGUGUAAAGAGUCUAUUCUGUGCCUUUCUAAAUAUUAUGCUGUCUGUAUCAUACUUUAAUACAGUGUUCCUUGAGGGGACACUAAGUAGUAGUGGGAGUUUGCCCCAGUUAGAGAAAACACACAUCUGCUUUGCUUUGACACAAUGAAGGCAGUGUGUUUACAUAGUGCUACAAAUAAUAGUAGUGUUGAUGCAUUGUUUUGCACAGUAUUUCUGUUAUGGUUUAUCUGCUUCAGGGUUAAUGGAGGGUUAGCCUGUUUAUUAUGGUAAACCUAUGUGGAACUACUUUAGCCAUAUUCUGUUCUGUCUCUGUUCUGUAAUCUGACAAGCUACUGCUGCAUGUGAAUAAAGACAUUUUUAGCCUGCUGCAUAAAGCCAGAGAACAACUGAUGCCCCUGGGUUGGAUGCUAUGUGAGAAAUAAAGAAGAAAUAUCACUUUGUGUA
Messenger RNA from Micropterus dolomieu (smallmouth bass), 2587 nucleotides. RefSeq names its product biglycan-like. The transcript is spliced from 8 exons. NCBI's taxonomy places the organism in Eukaryota, Metazoa, Chordata, Actinopteri, Centrarchiformes, Centrarchidae. Bases 225 to 1343 code for a protein of 372 amino acids. Gene Ontology annotation, molecular function: protein binding. The record is from RefSeq and is a predicted model, not a curated record.